This is a messenger RNA of Scomber japonicus (chub mackerel), 1333 nucleotides long. RefSeq names its product CD151 molecule (gene cd151). NCBI's taxonomy places the organism in Eukaryota, Metazoa, Chordata, Actinopteri, Scombriformes, Scombridae. The transcript has 8 exons. The record is from RefSeq and is a predicted model, not a curated record. The coding region runs from base 143 to 889 and encodes 248 amino acids. Gene Ontology annotation, cellular component: membrane.
CGAGGUCUGAGAGUCUGGAGAGGACUUACAGUGUUGCAGUUAACCUUCAGACAGCAGCAACAUUGACACUGGGGUUAGAGGGAUCUGAGAAGACGUUACUACGAUAACCUGCUUUCUUCUGGACUCAGCAUCUAAAAUCAGAAUGGAAGCUCACCCUAAAAAAUCACCAACAUGUGGGACAAUUUGUCUGAAAUAUCUACUUUUUCUCUUCAACAUUCUUUUCUGGCUGGCAGGAGGGACCGUGCUGGCAGUGGGAGUGUGGACUCUGAUGGAGAAGAGCGACUACAUCAGUUUACUGAACUCCAGCUUCUACUCAGCCUCCGCUUACAUCCUGAUAGUCGCCGGGCUCAUUGUGAUCGUGACGGGGAUUAUUGGUUGCUGUGCCACUCUGAAGGAGAUGAAGAGUCUUUUGAUUGUGUAUUUGGUCUUGUUGCUGUGUAUUUUCCUGCUGGAAAUCAUUGCUGGUGUGUUGGCCUAUAUUAACUCCCAACAGCUGGAUGAGGAGCUGAGACUGAGCCUGACGAAGAACAUGCAGCAGAAAUACAAGCAACUGGGAGAAGAAAGUGUCACAGAUGCUGUGGACAAGCUUCAUCAAGAGUUUAAGUGUUGUGGCAGUAACAGCUCCUCUGAUUGGAGAGACAGUGUGUGGAUCAAGGCACAGAAGGAGCGUGUCGUGCCUGACAGCUGCUGUAAAACCCCCACUACCCUCUGCGGCCGUAGGGACCAUCCCUCCAACAUCUAUAAGGUGGAGGGAGGCUGUAUUAUGAAAUUAGAGGAGUUCAUCCUGAGUCAAUUAUAUAUUCUUGGUGCAGUGGGUAUUGGGAUUGCAUUUUUACAGCUUGUGGGGAUGAUGUUUACUUGCUGCCUUUAUCGAAAUUUGAAAAAAUAGCCAUACUGAUUUUGGACUACUCAAAUAUUACACAUGACAUAUCAUGCAUUGCCAAAAUGUUUGGUUAGAUACUUAAAUGUCUCCAAUUUACAUAUUUCUGGGAUUCUGUUAAGUUGUGAGUUCAAGUUAUUAUGAAUUGCAUAAUACACACACUAGACAUAGUCAAGUAUUUAUUCAUAUUGUGCCAAAUCACAACAGAAGUUACCUCAGGGCACUUUUCACAUUGAGCAGGUCCAGAAUUUACUUUUAACUUACAGAGAUCCAACAUUCCCCCAUGAGCAAGUACUUGCAAGGAAAAACUCUCCUUUAAUGGGAAGAAACCUGGAGCAGAACCGGACUCUAGGUGGGCGGCCAUCUGCCUUGAACGGAUGGGUUGAGAGAGAAAGAGGGAGGUGGAAAGAGGAGGAAGACACAGAAGAGCAUGGCAACAAAAAUAACAACAAC